AUGGCGGACGGAGUGCAGUCUAGGCUGGAUGGUGGUGCAAGUGUGGAGUAUGUGCCUAUGCUAUUGGUGCAGGACAAUGCCAUUGAGCGCUUUAGAAGAGCCUGCAAGAUUUUUAGUGUUGAGCCUGAGCUUUGGCGCAUAUGGGAUUUUUCAGGAAAGAUAACUCUAUAUUUCUUGAGUGACAAAAGUAAGCUUGCACAAGAGACUCAAAGGCAAUCAGAACAGGAAAUUCUCUUGGAGUUGCAAGUUUAUGGAUUGUCAGAUUUCUCUAGGAGCAGAGAUUUGAAGAAAGAUGAUUUGACUGGGCUUCUCUCUAACGGGACAUCCCUUAUGAUGAAUGGUGGUGGUGCUAAUAUGAACUCCAGUGAGGCUGGCUCACUGGGGUUGACAGGAUUACAAAACCUUGGGAAUACUUGUUUCAUGAGUAGCGCCCUUCAGUGCUUGGCGCAUACGCCAAAGUUUGUAGAUUACUUUCUUGGAGAUUACAAUGCAGAAAUAAAUCAUGACAAUCCAUUAGGCAUGGACGGUGAGAUUGCUUUAGCUUUUGGAGAUUUAUUACGGAAGUUGUGGGCUCCUGGAGCAACUCCAGUAGCACCAAGAAUGUUCAAGUCAAAACUAGCUCGUUUUGCACCUCAGUUCAGUGGUUUUAAUCAACAUGAUUCUCAAGAACUUCUUGCCUUUUUAUUGGAUGGGUUGCAUGAAGAUUUAAAUCGUGUAAAAUGCAAACCGUAUGUAGAGGUAAAAGAUGGGGAUGGCCGGCCUGAUGAAGAAAUAGCUGAUGAAUACUGGCGGAAUCAUCUGGCUCGCAAUGACUCAAUUAUUGUUGAGUUAUAUCAAGGACAAUAUAGGUCAACAUUAGUGUGUCCUGUUUGUCGGAAAGUGUCCAUUACUUUUGAUCCAUUCAUGUACCUUUCGUUGCCUUUGCCAUCAACAUCAAUGCGGACAAUGACUUUGACUGUCAUGAGCACCGACGGAAAUACUCCACCAUCUUCAUUUACUGUUAGCAUACCCAAGAAUGGGAAAUUUGAAGAUCUUAUUCAGGCUUUAAGUAUUGCUUGUUCUUUAGGGGUUGAUGAGACCUUCUUGGUGGCUGAGAUAUACAAUAAUCGCAUCAUACGGUAUCUUGGGGAGCCUAGUGAUUCAUUAUCUUUAAUUAGAGAUGAUGACCGGCUGGUUGCUUACCGCUUACCUAAGGGCGCAGAGGAUAUCCCUAUUAUUGUGUUUAUGCAUCAGCAUGCUGAAGAGUAA
Messenger RNA from Thlaspi arvense, 1248 nucleotides. NCBI's taxonomy places the organism in Eukaryota, Viridiplantae, Streptophyta, Magnoliopsida, Brassicales, Brassicaceae. The record is from the annotation of a GenBank genome assembly.